Molecule: messenger RNA, 945 nt
Organism: Emericellopsis cladophorae
Lineage: Eukaryota; Fungi; Ascomycota; Sordariomycetes; Hypocreales; Bionectriaceae
Product: putative gamma-glutamyl phosphate reductase
Exons: 1
Coding region: 1-945 (314 amino acids)
Molecular function (GO): glycerate kinase activity
Source: RefSeq, a predicted model, not a curated record
AUGCUCUACAGCAUGGCUGCCACUGCACCCGUCCCUGAACCCAGCAUGCGCGUCCUUGUCUGUCCCUCGGGCUUCAAGGGCAGCCUGCAGCCCGACACGGCCGCCGACUGCAUCGAGGCCGGCAUCCUGGCCGUGGAGCCCGACGCCAAGGUGCGCAAGGUGCCCCUCGUCGACGGCGGCGAGGGCUUCACGCGCGCCCUCGUCGCCAGCACAAACGGUACCCUCCACCCCACCCCUGUCAUGGGCCCGGUCGGCGAGCCCAUCCUGUCCUUCUUUGGCAUGCUGGGACAGUCACAGGACGCGUUCACGACCACGCCCACGCCCAAGCCCAAGCCCAAGCCCAAAACGGCCGUCAUCGAGAUGGCAGCGGCGGCUGGCUUGAGUCUCGUGCCCGCGUCGUGCCGCAACCCCGGCGUCACCACCACGUUUGGCGUCGGCCAGCUCAUCCUGGCCGCCCUGGGCGCCGGCGCCGAGCGCAUCCUCAUCGGGUGCGGCGACUCGGGCACGUGUGACGGCGGCGCAGGCAUGCUCCAGGCGCUGGGGGCCCGCCUGCUCGACCGGGACGGCCUCCUCCGCCCUCGGUACGAGGUGGUGAUGGAGUACAUUGCCCUCGACGGGCUGUUUGACGACUGCGACCUCGUCCUGACGGCCGAGGGGGGGAUCGACGACCAGACGCCCUGGGGCAAGAUCCCCGGUGAGAUUGCGCGCCGCGCCAAGAACCAUGGCCUGCCUGUGAUUGCCAUUGCCGGCACCAUUGGACCGGGCGCGCGGGUCAACUACGACGUGGGCAUUGAUGCGUUCACGUGCAUCCUGCAGAGGCCCACGACGCUGGACGACGCGGUCACCGAGGCAGAGAUGCUCACCAGAGAGAGCGCCGAGACGGUGAUGCGCAUCGUGGCAGUGGGGAGGAUGCUCGGGCUGAGUGGGAGGUCGAAUGUGCUGUGA